Messenger RNA from Hirundo rustica (Barn swallow), 544 nucleotides. It is a transcript of the gene IL10, whose product is annotated as interleukin 10. Bases 1 to 540 code for a protein of 179 amino acids. Gene Ontology annotation, molecular function: cytokine activity. The record is from RefSeq and is a predicted model, not a curated record. The transcript is spliced from 5 exons. Lineage: Eukaryota; Metazoa; Chordata; Aves; Passeriformes; Hirundinidae. Gene Ontology annotation, biological process: immune response. Gene Ontology annotation, cellular component: extracellular region.
AUGAGGACCCGCUCCAGGGGCGCAGCCCUGCCCGUCCUGCUCCUGCUGCUGCUGCCGGGCACGGCGCCCGCCCGCGCUCAGCCCUCCUGCCCCCACUUCCCCGAGCUCCUGCCCGCCAAGCUCAAGGAGCUGAGGGUCAAGUUUGAGGAAAUUAAGGAUUAUUUUCAAUCCAAAGAUGAGGACCUCAGCGUCCAGCUGCUCAGCUCUGACCUGCUGGAGGAAUUCAAGGGGAGCCUCGGCUGCCGCUCGGUGUCGGAGAUGAUGGGCUUCUACAUGGAGGAGGUGCUGCCCAGCGCCAUGAGGAGCAGCGCCCAGCACCAGCACAGCGUGGGCGACCUGGGCAACCUCCUGCUGAGCCUGAGAGCCAUGAUGAGGCGCUGUCACAGAUUCUUCACGUGCGAGGAGAGCAGCAGGAGCAUGAAGAACAUCAAGGAGACCUUCGCCAGGAUGAACAAGAACGGAAUCUACAAGGCCAUGGGAGAGUUUGACAUCUUCAUCAACUACAUCGAAAAAUACUUAACAAUGAGGAGAAGGAACUGAGAGC